AUGCCGCCGCCGAAGAAGUCGGUGGCGUUGCGUCACCGAGCGCACAUGAUUGCCUCCUCUGUCGAAGACCAGGAGGCGGCGCUCAUGGAAUGGCGGGCAAGGGCACAGCAGGGCAAAGAGACACUGCAGCGCAUCCGCUCCAAAAUGGACGCCCAUAAAAAAUCAGCGGAAACGACAAAACGUGGAGGACGAUGGUUAGCGGAGUGGGCUUCUCUCCAGCGGGAGGCCGUAUCGCGCGACCUGGAGCUGAGUAAGGCUUACGCCUCAUGUGCGCACUUGUUGCCGCAGUCACUCAGGAACAAGCUGACGGAGCAGGAGGAGCAAAAAAAUGAACUUUUAGGCUAUCUGAGUGAACGUGUCACGCGUAUACGGAAGGAACUUGAGCGACUGCACAAGCAGAAAAACCAGCCGUCUCAAGAAGCGCUGCGGACACUCUCAGAAAGCAUCUCAGCGUUGCGUAAGGAGCUUCUGGAGAAGAAGGUGACAGAUGUAAAGGCGGAAAAGAUGAUAUGUGGGGAGGCGAACGGGGAGACGGACAAGCAGAGCCCAAUGGAGACACUUCAGAGGUUGAUCCAGUCAACGAUGAAGACAUUUGACGGGAUUUGCGAGUCCAUCGAUGGCAAGAUAAAUGCUGCUCUGGUGGAGACGUACCGGAAUGCCCUGCAAACAGAGGGGGAAAACACCACGUCUCAAGCGGCGGCAUGCAUCGACAGGAGGGUCGGGACGGUAUUGCAGUCCCAAAAUGAUCUGCGCACUGUGUCAUUGAUAUUAAAAACAUACGACAGCGAAGUGGAGUCCGGCACUACCGCCGCUGCCAUCUCGGACGAGUUAUACGACCGCGUACAGCGGGCCCUUCCGCAUCUCUCGAAGAUGUCGGCGAGGCGCGUCGUAGAUGAGGCACUUCGGCAGAAACGAGGACGAGUGUACAUGCGCUCAGUCAUACUUCAGUACAAGAAACGGUCUACGGAACUUUUAGAGUCGUUUAAGAAAGCCGUGAUGGCGGAAGAGGAGAUCAUGAAGAUGCGGAACGCCAUAAGUGAAGAGGCGAGGAUGCGUGAGGAACGUCAACAGAAGACUCAAGAAGAGCUGGAGAGGCUCCGUAUAGCCCGUGAGGCGAAGGACGCAUCACGCCGUGCCGAGGAAGAGGCUAAAAAAAUGGAGGAGGAUGAAAGCAUCAGAAGCUACUUUGC
Molecule: messenger RNA, 1190 nt
Organism: Trypanosoma cruzi
Lineage: Eukaryota; Euglenozoa; Kinetoplastea; Trypanosomatida; Trypanosomatidae
Exons: 1
Source: RefSeq, a predicted model, not a curated record